AUGCAUUUAGAGGAUGCACUGAGCGUGUUGACACAGCCUGGAAUGCAGUGGUCAGUCUUGUUGACAGGGAUUCACAUGUUGGCCUCCAAUCGCCUCCUCCCCAAAGCGCGCUUGUGGGUUUAUUUGGUGAAGAAGUGGCUUAACCCCACAACGCAUGACAAAACUAUUUCAAGGGAUAAAGUCAUGGCCACAUACUACAUUGCUCACGACAUUCCAAUCAAUGUUGGACGUCUGAUUAUGAGGUGCAAUGAGGACAUUGCCACUCUCAACAAUUUGGGAGUGGGUGAGUUAAGCAUGACAGGAUUUCCAAAUCAAUCUUGGACGUCCAAAAGUCAAGUUGCAGAUUUUGACGACGAGAGUCUUAGUGACCUUAUUGCUCGACUUGCAACUUUAGUUGGGAGGCUGGACGAGUCAUUGCCAGACCAUUCCUUUGAUUUUCCAGAGACCAAGAGGCAUGAGGUAGUCCAUGUCGACACGGUGGAGGAGCAAGAACCACUUCCUGGAGAUUCGUGUCCAGUUUCAGUAGGAUGUUCAAGAUCGGUUUCAAGGAUUGAUCACCCAUGUUGCUCAACUGAGGCCAUGCAGAGACUGGAGAGCGUGCCAGAACAACCCAUCGUUUGUAGGCAGAGUGUCUUGUGGAGUGCUACUACUCCAGCUCUUUUCCUCUACCCGAAAGAAGAAGAAGAUCAAUUUAAGGCAGUCAUUUUACCACCAUCCCAUGUGCGAAAAUGUCACCAGGGGAGAGGUCAUCAACCCAAAUUUCCCUUAAAAUUCAGAGUUUUAAGAACCAGCCGCACGCAUGCAAGGGGCCUCUAUCUCUCCCACACGGUUUCUCCCCCUCUCACACUAACGCCACUCGUCCGCCGCCGGCCACCGCAUCGUAGAUCGUCCAGCUGUCACUGCACCGGCCUUCUCGCAUUGCUGCCGUCGAUCGGAGGACGCCGCCGCCCCAUCAUCGCCGGUGUUCCUCAGCCGCGAUCGCUCCUCCGACGUCUUCCGUGGCUUGCUGCUGCCGUGGGUCUCGGUUCUAGCCGUCGUCAGUCCGAUUUCGAGCUGAGGGAUUGUGUUAGCAGGGGGAUAGUGAAAACAAGCAACAAGGGCUAUAACAACCUUGCUAGAAAGAGUAAUAUGAGAUGUCAACACUGUGCGGGCCCUCUUUCAAAGGAUAUGGAAACAAGUGCUUGGACAACUCCUCCUCUCAUUAGGGAUAGUUUCUCUAUGAUUGGCUCUGCUGUUGGUGGUACUGCUAGUGCUUUCUAUGGAUUUAACAAUGUGAUGCCUGUUGUUCAGAGAUCAGUUAAAGGGCCAAUGUGGUUGCAUUUUCUUAUUGGUGCUCCUCCUGUGAUUGUAUUUUCUUCAGCUUGUGCAGGAAUGACAGGUGGUGCUGUUCCAGCUUUGGCCCAACUUGUUGCUUCAUCUUAUCACUCGUUAACAUCGUCUUCAAAAAAUGUUAAGACUCAGGAUUCAAAAUCUUCAUCUACCUUGUAACGGUAAUGUAUAUAAAGGGGAUUCUUAUAGUAUAGGUUUACAUAUACAUACCUUAUAUUUUUCUCCAGGAUAUAGCAAAAGUAAGUUUAUUUGUUUACUUUUUAGUAUUUGUGGGUCGCGUACUUGGACUAAAUUCGUAAAAAUUGAGUUUAAAUUCCAAAAUCUUCUUUCUUC
Molecule: messenger RNA, 1662 nt
Organism: Benincasa hispida (wax gourd)
Lineage: Eukaryota; Viridiplantae; Streptophyta; Magnoliopsida; Cucurbitales; Cucurbitaceae
Source: RefSeq, a predicted model, not a curated record